ACUCCGUGGGUCGCACCUGCCACCGCGGACCCCGAAGCACUUGCCAAGCGCUACGCGCGCAGAGUGUGCAGCCCCGCACCGCCGCACAGGGAGACCGGCUGGGGCUGGCGGCCCCCACGGGCUCGCUCCUGGCUUUGGGGCCGCUUACCCUCUCCUUUUCGAUGGCCUGUGCCAGGAAGACGCGCUGGCUCGGGGCCUGAGCUUGCUGGACUCCCGUCCCCGCCACCCCUGGCAGGCAGCGCUGCGGCCCGGCGGUGCAAUGCCUCCGGGAGAUCCGCCCCCCGCCCAGCUGAUCGCUCCUGUUGCGCAAGAAUAAGAAGCGGUGGCCGCUAGCGGCGCAGGAGAACCGCCAGAAGCUCGUCGGCGCUGCGCAGGGCGUCCAGGGCUCCUCCAGCGCCACAGAUUCAUGCUUACUGAAGAUGUCAAACAUGGGAGUGGUGUCCACCUGCUUCUGCGUCCGUUCUUUCGUACACCUGCUUAGGCCGGGAGUGCAGAAAAUGGGCUAUUUCCAACUGCACACUGCAUCCAGGUGUGCUGCUAAGAAUCACUACGAAGUGCUGGUGCUCGGCGGGGGCAGUGGUGGAAUCACCAUGAGCGCUCGGAUGAAGCGGAAAGUGGGAGCUGAAAACGUGGCUAUUGUUGAACCACAUGAGAAACAUUACUAUCAACCCAUGUGGACACUAGUUGGUGCUGGUGCAAAACAGCUAGCAACCUCUGGACGUCCGACAGCCAGCGUGAUUCCUUCAGGUGUAAAAUGGAUCAAAUCUACAGUCACAGAGUUGGAUCCAGACAAAAACUGCAUCCGUUUAGCGGAUGACAAAAAGAUAUCUUACAAAUAUUUGAUAAUUGCCCUUGGGCUUCAGCUGCAUUACGAAAAGAUUAAAGGUUUGCCUGAGGGUUUUAAUUAUCCUAAAAUAGGUUCCAAUUAUUCAGUCCACACAGUAGAGAAAACAUGGAAGGCUUUGCAAGACUUCAAGGAAGGAAAUGCCAUCUUCACUUUUCCAAACACUCCAGUGAAAUGUGGAGGAGCUCCUCAGAAAAUCAUGUACUUGUCAGAGGCCUACUUAAGAAAGACAGGAAAACGAUCCAAAGCCAACAUCGUCUUCAAUACUUCACUUGGAUCAAUUUUUUCUGUUCAAAAGUAUGCUAAUAGAUUGCUGGAGAUAAUUAAGGCUAGAAAUAUUGUUGUUAACUACAAACACAAUCUGAUUGAGGUUCGGGCAGACAAACAAGAAGCUGUAUUUGAGAAUUUGGACACACCUGGACUGACUGAGGUUUAUCAGUAUGAAAUGCUUCAUGUCACACCACCUAUGGGACCGCCUGAUGUACUCGUGAACAGUCCUGUUUCAGAUGCAGCUGGCUGGUUAGACAUAGAUAAUGAAAGUCUGCAACACAAGAAAUACCACAAUGUGUUUGGUAUUGGAGACUGCACGAACCUUCCAACAUCAAAAACAGCUGCAGCAAUAGCUGCCCAGUCUGCAGUGCUUGAUAAAACAGUUUCUUCGGUAAUGAAGAGCCAAUUGCCAACUAAAAAGUACGAUGGAUACACUUCCUGUCCCAUUGUAACAGGCUACAAUAGUGUGAUUCUAGCAGAAUUUGACUACAAUUCUCAGCCUCUGGAAACGUUUCCCAUUGACCAGAGUAAGGAGAGACUACUGAUGUACUACAUGAAAGCUGAUCUAAUGCCUUUUCUUUACUGGAAUGGAUUACUAAAGGGUUACUGGGGAGGUCCUGCUCCUAUAAGAAAGCUGCUGCAUCUUGGUUUGAAAUAAUGAUCCAGUCAACUUUGCUUACUGGCCAGAACUAAGUCUAAGAAAAGGAACCAUGUUUAAAACACACACCUGUUCUCUCAAAUAAUAGGAGCACAUACUUCUAUGGAUAUUGUACUUGAUGUAUCAAAGGCCAGGUUUUUCUUCUGGUGAGAAUUAAACCUUUAAUUCAAAGUU
Messenger RNA from Chelonia mydas (Green sea turtle), 1946 nucleotides. RefSeq names its product sulfide quinone oxidoreductase (gene SQOR). The record is from RefSeq and is a predicted model, not a curated record. Gene Ontology annotation, molecular function: FAD binding; sulfide:quinone oxidoreductase activity. Gene Ontology annotation, cellular component: mitochondrion. The transcript is spliced from 10 exons. Lineage: Eukaryota; Metazoa; Chordata; Testudines; Cheloniidae. Bases 420 to 1772 code for a protein of 450 amino acids.